Molecule: messenger RNA, 215 nt
Organism: Sphaeroforma arctica JP610
Lineage: Eukaryota; Ichthyosporea; Ichthyophonida
Exons: 1
Cellular component (GO): intracellular anatomical structure; catalytic step 2 spliceosome
Molecular function (GO): RNA binding
Source: RefSeq, a predicted model, not a curated record
GCGUUCAGGUUAUUCACCGCCUGGGCAUACAAAAACGAACUCGAAGAGAGCACUAUACCGGAGAUACAACGGACCAACCUGGGCAAUGUGGUGCUGCUUCUGAAGUCUUUGGGCAUUAAUGAUCUGGUACAUUUUGACUUUAUGGACCCACCCCCGGCCGAAACACUCAUCCGAGCACUGGAACAGAUGUAUGCCCUUGGGGCUAUUAAUGCGAG